Phaeoacremonium minimum UCRPA7 is the source of this 2739-nucleotide messenger RNA. Its product is annotated as putative aspartyl-trna cytoplasmic protein. Gene Ontology annotation, biological process: aspartyl-tRNA aminoacylation. The transcript has a single exon. Gene Ontology annotation, cellular component: cytoplasm; aminoacyl-tRNA synthetase multienzyme complex; cytosol. The record is from RefSeq and is a predicted model, not a curated record. Gene Ontology annotation, molecular function: ATP binding; RNA binding; aspartate-tRNA ligase activity. NCBI's taxonomy places the organism in Eukaryota, Fungi, Ascomycota, Sordariomycetes, Togniniales, Togniniaceae. Bases 1 to 2739 code for a protein of 912 amino acids.
AUGUCUCCGGGGUCACUGAAAAAGCCGAUCCUCAAACUUAACCGACUCAUCGGUCACUCUACCGCCAAGAACCACAUAAAGAAGCCGACGAUCGGCAAGAUCGAAGCUUUGGACGAUGAGAAGGAAAAGAGGGGUCUGAUCCACGUCUACGAGAAACAAGCCAAGGAGCGCGAGCGAGAAGAACAGAAGAGGUCACUCCAAUUACGGCGGAAAGAAGCCGAAGAAGAACUACUCAAGAGUGACACUCCUGAGGCACAUGACAAGUACGGCACCUGGACUAACCCGGAGCUUCCAUCCUCUUACCUCUUGGAGCACCUGACCACGGACCAAGUCGGCGAGAAGAUCAGCUUCACAGCGCGAAUUCAUCACGUACGGCCAAUGAGUGCGAAGCUCGCGUUCGUUCUCCUCCGACAGCAAGUUGAGACUAUCCAAGGCGUUCUUCAUUGGAGCGAGGAUGGUGUUUCUGAGCAGUUCGUCCGCUGGGCAGAGCACUUGAACACCGAGAGCCGCGUUCAUGUCGUGGGAUCUGUCCGUCGAGCUCCGGAGCCGGUCAAGGGAUGCACCAUGCACGAAAUCGAAAUCAUGAUCGAGCGGAUGCAUCUCCUGAGUAGGGUCGAGGAGCCGCUUGCGAUUGAUGUCUACGGCAUGGAUCGAGUGGAGGAGAACCAAGAAACACGCCAGCUGGAACUGGUUUCAUCGAAUCGUGUCCGGGUUGGAAACCGCAUCAUUUUCCUACGAACUCCAACAGUACAGAGUAUCUUCCGCAUCAAUUCUGGUAUCUGCAGCAUUUGGCGCACGACACUCGAGGAAAAGGGUUUCAUUGAGAUACAUACACCCAAACUGCAGCCUGCGGCAACCGAAUCGGGGGCGGAGGUCUUCCAAGUCAAGUACUUUGGAAGAACUGCUUUCCUCGCUCAGAGUCCUCAGCUUGCGAAACAGAUGACCAUCUCAGCAGAUUUCGGUCGGGUUUUUGAGAUAGGCCCAGUCUUUAGAGCCGAGGACAGCAACACUCAUCGCCAUCUUACGGAGUACACUGGCUUGGAUAUCGAGAUGGCCAUUGAGAGAGAUUACCACGAGGCUAUGGAUGUCAUUGACGAUCUUUUGAAAAGCAUCUUCAAAGGGAUUUACAAGAAGUAUCGCAAAGAGUUAGACUUGAUCAAGACAAGAUUCCCCCAUGACGACUUGGUAUGGAUAGAGGAGACUCCGCGUCUAGCGUUCAAGCAAGGGAUUGAGCUCCUCAACUCAUCGGGAUGGACUGAUGACAGCGGCGAGCCGGCAUCCGAGUUCGAGGAUUUGAGCACACGCGCUGAGAUCCGCCUUGGCCAACUGGUCAAGGAGAAAUAUAAGACAGAUUACUACAUUCUAGACAAAUUUCCCAAAUCUGCGCGGCCAUUUUACACGCAUCUAGACAAGGAUGACGAUCAAUUCACAAACUCAUUCGACAUUUUCGUCCGUGGGCAGGAGAUCACCACUGGUGGUCAGCGCAUCAAUGACCCACACAUCCUAAAGGAACGCAUGAAAGAAGCAGGCGUUGACCCAAGUACGAUGGAGGAAUACAUGCAAGCUUUCGAGUGGGGGGCGCCGCCACAUGCUGGGUGUGGAGUUGGUCUCGAGCGAGUGCUUUUCCUACUAUUGAAUCUUGGCGACAUUCGAAAUGCUUCUUUAUACCCGCGGGAUCCCAAAUCUUUGCCCGAGAAAGCAAUUGGCGGAUCUGUCAAGCUGCCACACCCAGAGGCCGAUACCAUCACGUAUGCUUUCGAGCGAGAGCGAGGUACCGACAUUGAGUUGCCCACGGUCGAGAAGCUGAUUGCCAAUUAUGGCGAUGCUACCAAUACUUCUUGGUUGGAUGAUCGAUAUCAUGUAUGGCGUCAUGAUAUCACGGGUGCUGCUGUCGGAUAUGCCGAGGAAGCAGGUUAUGCUCUGGUUAUGGGAAAUCCUCUUUGCGAUCCGCGCCAGUUUGCCAUUGUCAUUCGCGCCUUUCUGAAGCACCUACGGAAGGAGAAAGAUCUACGCCCACUUUGGCUAUUGGUGUCUCCUGAAGUCGAGAACAUAUUGGGUGACAAGCUAGAUUGGCGCACUUUAACAUGUGUUGCAGAGGAACGGGUCGAAGUGGACAGCGCCAACAGGGUGGUGAAGAAGGAGCGCCAGGCACAGAACGCCGGUGUCAAAUUCCAUGAGCUCCCAACGGGCACAAUUGUGUCCGAGGAGUUCCGAAAACGAUGUGAUAAACGAAUCGAGGAUUGGAAGGGUAACCGCAAGGGUACUCAGGUGCACAUCACUGAGGUACGCCCCUGGAUUGACAUGGAGCAUCGUCGGUAUGUUUGGGCUGAGGACAAAGACGGUGAAAUUGCUGGUCUUGUCAUUCUCCACCAGCUUGCUCCACAGAACGGAUAUCAAAUCAAGUUUGCUCUGGAUUUCCCGGGCUCUCCAACUGGUAGUAUCGAGGCCUUGAUCUCAAAAUCCAUCCAGUCGCUCGCCGGGUCCGGCAUCAAGAAGGUCACCUUCGGCGCUGGCGCGAUGUCACAUCUAGACAUCGGUCACAAUUUGAAUGGAAUGCGAGCAAAGAUCUUGAGCCAUACUUACAAGGCCGUAGCUCAACAGCUGAAGCUUGUCCAGAAGAGCGAAUUCCGUGAGAAGUUUGGCACACAAGAUGAUCCUGUUUAUAUCUGCUACCCAUUCAUGGGACUCGGCGUAUCAGGAGCACGCACGCUGAUUAAGUUCUUUGAGGAUGAGAUGUAA